AUGGGACUUAAGGAAUUCCCAAUUCAGGAGGCGUAUGAAAAGGGAAUUGUGUCGUCCCAAGAUGUGGAAAAGGUAAGAGACCUGGACAUAAUAUUAGCAUACCACAGUUGUAACAGAAGUAUCGAGGUGGCGAAGCAGCUUAUGGAUCUCAACUAUUCGCUAAGGACCAUCUUCACAGCUUAUUUUCAAGAAAGAUCUUUUGAAACUACAAUUAAAAGGACAUUUAGGAACACAUUAUUUGUUGCUCUGCCCGAGCGAACAAAAGAUGGUAGCGUGGUUAUGUAUUGCCACUGUGUAAACGGUGAUCCAAAUGAAUUUGAUGUUGCACAUAAUAUCAAAGCGUUUUUAAUGAGUAUCGACGUCUUGCAGUACGAGACUGGAACCUGGCCAGGUCUUGAAGUAGUAAUUAAUUUUGAUGGAUACACGAUAGGACAUAUGGCCAAAAUAGAUCUGCGUAAUGUCCAGCAGAUAUUAUACUAUUUACAGGAGGCAAUUCCUUUGAAGUUAAAGAAAAUGCAUUUAUUAAAUACUCCGUCGUAUUUUGACCGUUUAAUGACUAUAAUGAAGCCGUUUAUUAAAAAUGAAAUGAUAAAUUUAUUGGAGUUUUACACGGAUGGUUUUAAAAACAUUGGCAAGGUGCUACCUCUGGCAGCAUUUCCCAAAGAUGUUGGUGGAAAUUACAAAACCGUCGCAGAGCUGAGUGAAGAGGUUUUCAAGAAACUAGAAGCAGCACAGACGUUUUUUGCAGAGGAAAAUAAGAAACGUGUUGUGGAAUCACUGAGGCCUGGAAAAGUGAAGAGUUACGCAGAUAUUUUUGGAGGUGUUGAGGGUUCUUUUAGAAAGCUGGAAAUUGAUUAA
Molecule: messenger RNA, 858 nt
Organism: Pieris macdunnoughi
Lineage: Eukaryota; Metazoa; Arthropoda; Insecta; Lepidoptera; Pieridae
Source: the annotation of a GenBank genome assembly